This is a messenger RNA of Oldenlandia corymbosa var. corymbosa, 1652 nucleotides long. Lineage: Eukaryota; Viridiplantae; Streptophyta; Magnoliopsida; Gentianales; Rubiaceae. The record is from the annotation of a GenBank genome assembly.
CCAAAGUCGAAAAGAUUUGGCUGAAGCCCAAUUGUGGAGUUUCUUAACAAAUAAACGGGCUUAGAAAGAGAAGGAUAAUUUCAGAGACCGCCUAAACAAGGCCCCAAAGGAAAAACCCUAGGUUAAAAAAGACUUCAUAUAUAAAGCUUUCCUCUUCCACGGCUGCCAUAAACUUCAGCCUUGGGGCCGCUAAGACUGAACAGAGAAAGGGUAAGUCGGAGAAGAUGGUGUCGCUCAAGCUUCAGAAGCGGCUUUCCGCCAGCGUUCUCAAGUGUGGUCGGGGAAAAGUCUGGCUUGACCCAAAUGAAGUGAACGAAAUCUCCAUGGCCAAUUCUCGCCAGAACAUCAGGAAGCUGGUUAAGGAUGGUUUUAUCAUCAGGAAGCCUACCAAGAUCCACUCAAGGUCCCGGGCUCGCAGAAUGAAGGAGGCCAAGCGAAAGGGCCGGCAUUCUGGUUAUGGUAAACGUAAGGGUACCAGGGAAGCUAGGUUGCCAACAAAAGUACUGUGGAUGAGGAGGAUGAGAGUCCUUAGACGUCUUCUCAGGAAAUACAGAGAAGCAAAGAAGAUUGACAAGCACAUGUAUCAUGACAUGUAUAUGAAGGUCAAAGGUAAUGUCUUCAAGAACAAACGUGUGCUGAUGGAGAGCAUCCACAAAACUAAGGCUGAGAAGGCUAGAGAAAAGACUUUGUCUGAUCAGUUUGAGGCUAAGCGUGCAAAGAACAAGGCUAGCAGGGAAAGAAAGAUUGCCAGGAGAGAGGAACGUUUAGCUCAGGGACCAGGAGAGAAACCAGCUCCAGCGGCAGCAGCAGCAGCUCCAGCCCAAACAGCUCAGGGAUCGAAGAAAUCGAAGAAGUAAAUCAGGGGAUCAAAGAAAUCGAAGAAGUAAAUCAGCGUAUGAUUAGAAGGAAAUAUAUGUUAUUUCUUUGGACCAGCUUCAAGUCUUUACUAGUGUUGCAGUUCACUGUUUUUGACUGGUUACUGUUUUUUAUUUUUCGUCGUGUAAACUUUAGUUUCUUACAAACUGAUGAAAGGAAUUUUGAGAUCUUAUAUCGUUCGGAACCUAGUAUCUAGUUUUGGCUUUUAUCAUCAAUGGUGUUCGUGCUGUUUGUGCCCCUAUAAUGAUUAGUAGGUUGUUAUAGUUUGGUUGAUUUGGUGCUUGUCUUAGUGUAACAAGUGGAAAAUGGAAACAUUACUCGAGGGAUGGAUGUCCUGUGGGGUUGUGUCUUAUUUCAGAUGUUUACUGAGAUGAAUAAAUUGAGCGAACUUAAAGGUGAAGUAGUCAAGCUCAAUGUUUAUAUCGGUCCUCACCCCUAGAGCCCACGGAAAAUAAAUUAGAUGUUAUACGAUUGUUGCACAAUUGUGAAUCAAAGAUGUUAGAAUACUGCAUUUUGCGCGUGAUAGUGCUUGUUUUUUUUGCAAACAUGAUAAUUGAUGGCACAAUAUUCCUGAUGUAGCUUUUUUGAACAGCAAUACAUGAUAAACUGCAUGUUUAUUUCUCGGACAAAGGUUUUUGUUUGUGUGUGUGUGGAUUGCAUUCUACGAUGUACGUUCUUCUUGUAUGACAUGUUAAAUCUGUGUGGAAGGACAAUAGAAAGAUUUCUUAACUAGGUAGAAUUGAAUGACGACUGUCUUUCCGUCUCAAAACUAAAAC